AUGGCUCAUCGUAGACGACAAUUGAUUAUUGAUUUAAAUUAUUACGAGCUUCCGGCCACAAUAACGCGGCUAGAUACGGUUCGCGAAAGGUUGAUCCGAGAACUUUCUCAGCAAUAUCCCGAUCUUUCCAAUGUAACUUCAAAGGAACUCUCAUUAUUUCUUGGUCACUUUCAAAAGUUUCAGGAAGAUGCUUUAGGACGUUUAGUUCCACGAUUCGAUAAGAUUCCCCCUAAAAUCCCUGCAAAACUAUUUAAAAUGGAACCAUCGCCUG
This is a messenger RNA of Racocetra persica, 271 nucleotides long. The record is from the annotation of a GenBank genome assembly. NCBI's taxonomy places the organism in Eukaryota, Fungi, Glomeromycota, Glomeromycetes, Diversisporales, Gigasporaceae.